AUGCUCGUGGUGCUGGCAGGCAAGCUCGCCAUCUACACGGCGGCAGGCGGCAUCGAUCCGACCCGCUGCCUUCCUGUGACGAUUGACGUUGGAACGAACAACCAGGCGCUGCUUGAUGAUCCAUAUUACAUGGGAUUGCGUCAUCCACGCAUUGAGGGCGCCGAGUAUUUCGAACUCAUGGACGAGUUUAUGAACGCAAUCUACAUGCGUUAUCCAAACGCGCUUGUGCAAUUUGAGGAUUUCAAAACGCCCAAAGCGGAACAGCUGCUGAACCGCUACAGAAACAACUUCACAUGCUUCAACGACGACAUGCAAGGUAGCACGGGCGCCGUUGCCCUUGCUGGCCUUCUCGCUGCCCUCCGCAAAACAGGGACGCCGCUGACGGAGGCAAAGAUUGUGUGUGUCGGCGCCGGCAGUGCGGGCAUUGGCGUGUGCAGCAUGCUGGCUGACGCGAUGGUGCGGUCUGGGCUGAGCGCGGCGGAGGCGUACCAGCGGUUCUGGCUCAUCGAUGAGAAGGGCCUCAUCACGUCCUCGCGCACAAAUCUUCAGAAUGCGCAGAUUGAAUUCGCCCGCCGUGGGACUGAAGACGCGGCGAUGGACGGAUCGUCCCUCAAGGAGACGGUCGAUGCCGUCAAGCCAAACAUUCUGCUUGGCCUCUCUGGCUGCGGCGGCGUGUUCACGGAAGACGUUGUCAGGACAAUGGCCACACACUGCGAACAGCCCAUCAUCUUCGCCAUGUCCAACCCAACGCAUCUGUCGGAGUGCACGGCGCAGCAGGCGUACGAGUGGACGGAUGGCCGGGCCACAUUUGCCAGCGGGUCUCCGUUUGAUCCCGUCACCGUCACAGAUGCACACGGCAAGCAGCGCACACUCGACUGCUCCCAGGCCAACAACAUGUACAUCUUCCCUGGCCUUGGGCUGGGCGUGGUUGCCUCCCGCGCCAGCCGCGUGACAGACCGCCUCUUCUACGUCGCCGCCCAGCGCCUCGCCGACUGCGUCUCAGACUCAGACCUCGCUGCGGGCAAGGUGUUCCCGCCCAUCUCCGAGAUUCGUGAAGUGUCACGCAAGAUUGCUGUCGCCGUCGCCAUUGCCGCAUAUGAGGACGGCCUCGCACGCAUCUCGGGCAGCGGCCAGGACUGGUACUCCCGCGUCGGCGACAUCAUGUGGGAGCCCGUGUAUCCACAGCUCGUGCGCGCCAGCUCAAUCGUUUGA
This is a messenger RNA of Salpingoeca rosetta, 1212 nucleotides long. Its product is annotated as malate dehydrogenase. The record is from RefSeq and is a predicted model, not a curated record. Gene Ontology annotation, molecular function: malate dehydrogenase (decarboxylating) (NAD+) activity; NAD binding. Lineage: Eukaryota; Choanoflagellata; Craspedida; Salpingoecidae. The transcript is spliced from 12 exons. Gene Ontology annotation, cellular component: mitochondrion. Gene Ontology annotation, biological process: malate metabolic process; pyruvate metabolic process. The coding region runs from base 1 to 1212 and encodes 403 amino acids.